Culex quinquefasciatus (southern house mosquito) is the source of this 8170-nucleotide messenger RNA. It is a transcript of the gene trio, whose product is annotated as triple functional domain protein. Gene Ontology annotation, molecular function: guanyl-nucleotide exchange factor activity; protein binding. The record is from RefSeq and is a predicted model, not a curated record. Lineage: Eukaryota; Metazoa; Arthropoda; Insecta; Diptera; Culicidae. Bases 689 to 7714 code for a protein of 2341 amino acids. Gene Ontology annotation, biological process: intracellular signal transduction; axon guidance. Gene Ontology annotation, cellular component: cytoplasm. The transcript is spliced from 15 exons.
AGAAGAAGAAAGAAGAAGCGAGUUUUAGAGCAGAGCCAGAGUGUGGAUGGUAAAUUUCACCUCGUCGUCUGCCCAAAAUUGGAUUAUUCUGUGCAAAAUUGUGCUUAAAAGUGUGUAAUUUCAAGUUGUGGCUGUAGUAAAAAAAAAUCUAUUGUGUGAAUAUCGUAGUGUUUAAUCGUGAAGACUUGUAUCCUGGAUCGGAAUUCGAGCGUCGUUAGACACUAGAAAGCGGCGAAGAAUUAUGAGUAAUUUAAAAUCUGCCGGCGUUCCGCGAUUCCCUUUCCCGGCAGUCGCCGCGAAUCCAGCGGCUCGCAUUAAUUGUGGCUUUUGUUGUUAUUAUUAAAUGAGUGUGUAAUAAAAAUCGAAACUAAACGAGAUGCCAACCGGCGAUGCCUCUCGUCGUCGUGCCCGUGGCAGCGCAGUGUGAUUGAGGCGAAAAGAGUGUGUGUGUGUGGGAGUCCGGUUCCAAAGUCCGGCGCUCGGCAGUGUCCGAGGGGGCGCCCAGGGAAGUAAAUCCAAUUAUUAUUGAACAGAAGAAGAGAAUCAAACUCGAAACUUGUUGCGAAUUGGCCGCAAACCGACCGCGAGACAUCACUGUGCAAGUGAAAGUGCGCGAAGAAUAAAAAAAAAACGAAACGAAACGAUCGGCGAACGGUCGGAACAGGUUGGAACCAGAGCGGCGGUGGUCAUGGACGGCGUUCGGGCGUUGGACAUUCUGCCGCUGCUGCAGGAACGCUUCGCGCUGCUGUCCGGUGGCCGGGAUAACCGCGGCGGACCGAUCAUCUGUUUCCCGGCCACCACCAAGCGCGAACGGGUCAAGCCCGAGGACAUCAAGCGGGUGGUCAGCUACCUCAUCGGGAUACCGAGCGAUGAAAGCAAAAGCCAUGGCUUCACCAUCGUCAUCGACAUGCGCGGCAACAGCAACACGGCGGCGAGCGCGAAGAUGAUCCUGAAGGUGCUGCAGGAGAGCUUCGGCCAGGACCACAUACACCAGGCGGUGAUCAUCAAGCCGGACAACUUUUGGCAGAAGCAACGGUCGGCGAUCGCGAGCAGCAAGUACAAGUUCGAGACGACCACGGUUUCGAUCAAUCUGCUGAGUAAAGUGGUCGAACCGUCGCAGCUGACGUCCGACUUUGAUGGGUUCCUGCAUUACGAUCACAACCUGUGGAUCGAUCUGCGGGUGGCGUUCGAAGAUUUUCUGUGGCAGGCGAGUGACAUUCUGGACCGGAUCGAUGAUCUGCAGGAGGACUUGCAGCACUCGGACUUUCCGGAGGACGUCAACAGUGCCAAGCACAGUAGCGAAGCCCACAACGAAAUGAAGAGGAAGGUUUUGAAGCUUCCCAUCGAGGAUCUGGAUCUGCAGGGUCAAAAGCUGCUGGGGAAGUUUACCUCGUACUCGAAUCGGAACGACGAAAGUUGCCACUCGACGUCGUCGCCCUCCAAGUGUCACAAUCCGGAUAUUUCUUCCGCGCUGAACCAGGUUCUUCAGCAGCUCGAAACGGUGAGGAAUGCCCAGCAGCAGCUGUUGAACAUGUGGCAGCACAAGAAGACCACACUGGACCAGUGCUUCCAGCUGCGUCUGUUUGAGCAGGACUGCGAGAAGAUGUUCGACUGGAUCCUGCACAACCGGGACGUGUUCCAGGAGACGUACGUGGAGAUUGGCCACAACUACGCGCUGGCCAAGAACCUGCAGGAGGAGCACCAGCGCUUCGCCAUGACAUCGCGCAACGUGAGCUUCAACAUCAACCGGAUAUUGGCCGUGGCAGGGAAAUUGAUCGAGAGCAGUCACUACGCGGCGCAGCACAUCCGCACGUUGGCCACGCGACUGGACAAGACGUGGAAGGACUUUGUGACGACGCUGGACGAGCGGACGGCGGUGCUUUCGCUGUCGGUGGUGUUCCAUCACAAGGCGGAACAGUACACGGAGAGCGUGAGCAGCUGGGCGGCGGCCUGCGAAGCGACCAUUCCAACGCCGACGAACGUGGAGAGUCUGGAGACGGCCAUCCGGACGCACCAGUCGCUGUACGAGGCGAUGUGCCAGGCGUACACGGAGGUGCACUCGACCAGCAAGAAGCUGCUGUACCAGCUGGAUCACCUGGUGCAGGUCUGCAAUCAGCCGCCGGCUGUCAACACGAGGAAGAAUGACAACUCUCACUUCAAUGGUGGCAAUCCGGCGGCUGACUACAGUGAAGGUGCGUCCCACGUACUGGCCGUAAUCCACCAAAUCCUUGGCCACCAUCGGGCCCUCGAAAGCAAGUGGCACGCGGGAAAGCUGCGACUACACCAGAAGCUUGCGCUGCGCCUCUUCCAGGAGGACGUGAAGCAGGUGCUGGAUUGGCUGCAGAACCACGGCGAUGUGUUUCUGCGGAAGAACCGCGGCAUUGGGCGAAGUUUGCAAAAGGCGCAAAUCUACCAGACCAGUCACGAGCAUUUUGAAAAUGUCGCGCAAAACACGUACCGGAACGCGGAGAAGCUUCUUGCGGCGGCAGAAGAGCUGGCACGGUCCGGGGAGGUUGCGCCGCAGGAAAUCUUUUCGGUUGUGCGGGAACUGGAGACGAAUGUGGCUUCUUUUGCGGAGCGCGUUGAACAGCGGAGGAGGAGACUGGAUCUGGCUGUGUUAUUUUACACUCACGAAAAGGAGAUUUCCGCCUGGUUGGAACAACUUCAUACCGAAAUGGCCAACGAGGAGUCGAUGGAUCUAGCCAAUGAGCAUUUGGACGGGACCGAGCGGAUGCUGGAGCAGUGCAAAGAGCAAGAGGAGAACACCCUGAAGACGUGCAUUCAAGCUAUCGCGCAAGGUGAGGCCCUCCUGCAAGAACUGCGGGCAAUCGAGGAGGAAGAUUCGUCGGGAUCGCUGACUGCGGUGCAGAAUGCUUUGGAGCGGAUUCAAAAAAAUCGGCUAGACCUCGAAAAUCUGUGGCAGCAGAGAAAGAUGAAGAUCGACAUGUAUUUGCGACUGCGGAUGUUCGAGCGAGACGCGCUGGAAGUGUGCUCUCAGCUGGAAAUGUGGGCCGAGGAGCUGCAGCAUACGGAUGUGUCGCGGGACUUCCAGAAAACCGAACAAGUCCUUAGGUUGCACAACGAGUCGGUUAGUCAGAUGCAGACCACGACCUAUCAGAUGAUUAACACCGGCCAAGAGUUGAUGCAACUGUUUGAAUCGUCAGGCGUGCUAAUCAUGGCCGAUCCUCACACGACGGCGCAAACCCGCGUCCAGUAUCUGCUAGAGUUUCUGCACGAUCGGGAGCUGGACCUGGAAGAUAUGGCCGAGUCCAAACGAAUCAAGCUGGAACAAUCCAUGCAGUUGUGCCACUUCCAGAACGACGCCAAUCAGGUCAUUUCGUGGAUCCGCAACGGCGAGGCGAUGUUGAUGGCGAACUUUUCCAUUCCAAACAGCUACCAGGAGGCGGAACAACUCCGCAAAGAGCACGAACAGUUCCAGGUUGCAAUCGAGCGAACGCACACCUCGGCGGUUCAGGUCAAGUAUCGUGCCGAUGCACUCAUGAACGCCAACCACUACGACCCGCAGAGCAUAAAGGACAUUGCCGACGAGGUGACCAAGAAGUGGCAAAAGCUAGUCACGUGCGCCGAGGAGCGGCACAAGCUGGUGACGGCAUCGUUGAACUUUUUCAAAACGGCCGAGCAAGUGUGCAGCGUGCUGGACAGUUUGGAGAAGGAGUACCGCCGCGAGGAGGACUGGUGUGGCGGCGGUGGAUCCAGCGACAAGGGCCAGCAAAUUGUGCAGCUAAUUUCCAAGCAUCAGGAGCAGAAGGAGGCCUUCCUGAAGGCUUGCACGUUGGCGCGAAGGACGGCGGAAACAUUCCUCAAGUAUGCGGCACGUUCGCUGCAGUUUUAUCACAUAAAAACGAAUGUGAAUAGCGAAUCUCGGGUAAAAUCGAUCUUGGAUAAGCUGCUGACGCAGGAAACUCAGGUGCUCGAAUAUUGGACGCAGCGGAAGAAGCGGCUGGAUCAGUGUCAGCAGUUUGUUUUGUUUGAGAGAUCGGCGAAACAGGCGAUCGAGUGGAUCCAUGACACGGGAGAGGCGUACUUGUCCUCCCGGAACAAUAAACUGUGCAGCAGCCGAGAGGAGACUGAAGUUCUACUGAAGGAACACAAUGAGUUCAAGGGAACUGCUAAAGAGACGCGUGAACGGGUGAAGCUGCUGAUACAAUUGGCAGACUCGCUGGUGGAGAAGGGCCACCAUGCCCACGCAAGUUCCAUCAAGCAGUGGGUGGCGACCGUCGAUAAUCGCUACAAGGACUUUAGCAGCCGGAUGGAACUCUACCGGGCUAAUCUGGAGAAAUCGUUGGGCCUACCUGGAAUACAGCAACAGGACGACAAUAAUAGUAGUAGUAGUAUUAAUAGUAGUAACAGUAGCCUUAACUGCAAAUCCAUAUCCUCCUCCACGACGUCGGUGUCGACCUCGUCCACGAGUGGCAUCUCGUCGGCGUCCUCCACCACAGCCAACGCGUCCGUGCUCGAAUAUCGCCAUUCCGAUCCGUCGCUGGAAACAAAGCUGAACGCAGCAGCUGCCGGACCAGGCGGAGUCGGAGUGCCCAAAGAAAUGAACGAAGAAAAGCGCAAAUCUGCCCGCAAAAAAGAAUUCAUCAUGGCGGAACUACUUCAAACCGAACGCACCUACGUGAAGGACCUCGAAACGUGCAUCAACGUGUUUGUGAGUGAGCUCAAGAGUGGCGUCAACGUACCAACCAACCUCGUUGGUAAAGAGCACAUUCUCUUCAGCAAUAUCGAAGACAUCUUCGCGUUUCACGAGAAAAUCUUUCUCCGCGAGCUGGAAAAGUACGAAACCAUGCCCGAAGACGUUGGUCACUGCUUCGUGACGUGGGCGGCCAAAUUCGACAUGUACGUGUUCUACUGUCAGAACAAACCCCAAUCGAACGACUACAUGGUUCAGUUCGGUGGAACCUACUUCGAAGAAGUACAACGCAAACACAAACUAGAACACUCGUUGCCGGCGUUCCUCAUCAAGCCGGUGCAGCGAAUAACCAAGUACCAGCUGCUCCUAAAAGACCUUCAAUCCUGCUGCGACGAGGGCCAGGGCGAAAUCAAGGACGGUCUCGAAGUGAUGCUGAACGUCCCCAAAAAAGCCAACGACGUAAUGCACCUCUCACUGCUCGAAGGCUGCGACGUUCCGAUCGAUACCCUCGGCGACGUAGUUCUGCAGGACUCGUUCCUCGUGUGGGACAACAAGCAGAUUCUCAUCAAGAAAGGUCGCGAACGACACGUCUUCCUGUUCGAACUGUACAUUCUGUUCUCCAAAGAGGUCAAAGACACCAACGGAACGGUCAAGUACAUCUACAAGAGCAAGCUGCUCACGUCAGAUUUCGGCGUCACCGAGCACAUCGAGGGCGACGAGUGCAAGUUUGCGAUCUGGACGGGCCGGGCACCGAUGCUGUCCGACUACCGGAUCGUGCUGCGCGCAAACAGCCUCGAGACGAAGCAGAUGUGGGUGAAGCGGUUGCGGGAGGUCAUCCAGGAGACGUACUUCUCCGGGACGUCCUUCUCGCUGCUCAAGUCGCCGGCGAAGGUGGGCGCAAAGCAGCUGGGCCAGCGGCUUUCCAAGGACAUUGACGACACGCUGAACGAUAACGACCAGGACGGUAGCUCGCUAGCGAGCUUCGGGUCCGGCAACACUACGGACAGUGAGAAGGGCGGCUUAGCGGAGGUGACGUGGGUGAUAGCGGACUACGUCGCGACCCAGGGCACCUCGGAACUGACGGUGACGAAGGGCGCCCAGGUGGAAGUCAUCGACAUGAACUGCACCGGGGCGCCCGAGUUCUGUCUGGUGCGGCUGCCGAUCAACUCGACCGACAGCCAGGAAGGACUGGUGCCGGUGUCGGUGCUGAAGCCACUGCCCUCCUCCCACAGCAAGCUGAGCUGCAAACAGCAGCAGCACCAGCAGCAGCGGGACCCGGACGCGUUAGGAGAAGUUCCCCAAGAGAAUGAUUGCAUUCUGCCGAAUCAGCAUACAUCACCAGUCAACAAACGGAAAGGUUUCAGUGGGAAAAAAUGGCUACCAACUGGGCUUCGCAAGUUGUCACACGGCAAAUCGGACAAAUUACCUCCGGUGGAAAAGCCGAUGAUCAACAAAAAGAGCUCAGACAAAAAGGUUAAGGAAAAACCACUCGGCGAGGUGGAACGGCCGGCGCCCGCCGCCCAGAUCGAGCUGGAGCCGGACGAUCCGGAGCCGACGAUCGAGCUGCCACCGCCCAUGAAACCGAUCCAGGACGCCGCGACGGCCCUGACCGGUACACCUUCGUCCACGUUGUCCUCGGCCGAGGACCACCAAACCUGCACUAGUACUAAGAUACAGAAAGCUUUAUCGAUAAAAUCGUUGGAGGAACCUCCGGCGGCGGUCAACCAGACGGCCGACGUGGCGGAGAUUGAGCAGCUAGUCAAAGACAACGUACUGCGGUACAAGGAGAACGACGGAACGGCGACCGUCCUCACCGGUGGCGGCAUGAUGUUGGGUGAGGCCGGAACGUGUAUGGCAGGGUUCGGCGACAUCGGGGUGCCAUCUGUGAGCAAUGGAGGAGUUGGGGGCAGCAGUGGCGGCUGCAGUGGAAUGUUCGUCAAACCGGCCAUUUCGCCGCAGUUUUCCGAGAAUGAAGCCAUCGACGAUAACCUGACCGACGCGGAACAGGGAAUCGAGGACAUUCUGCGGAAGCGUAUGUUCGCCUUGAGGGAACUCGUGGCCACCGAGGAUGCGUACGUGAACGAUUUGUCCCAGAUCGUGAAUGGCUACAUUGCCGAGAUUCGCAACCCGAACAGUACCGUCCUGAUCCCGGAUGACCUGAAGGGCGGCAAGGAGCGCAUGGUGUUUGGCAACAUUGAAGCAAUCUACGAGUGGCAUCGAGACUACUUCCUGAAGUCGCUCCAGAAAUGCCUGGUCACUCCGGCCGAACUCGGACCACUGAUCAAGCGCAGCGAGCGGAAGCUGCACAUGUACGUGGUCUACUGUCAGAACAAACCCGUGUCCGAGCACAUUGCCCAGGAACAUAUGAACUACUUUGAUGAAUUACGCUUAAAAUUAAGAUAUAAAUUAUGUUUAGGAGAUAUGCUCAUUAAACCUGUCCAAAGAAUUAUGAAGUACGAGUUGCUGUUGAAAGAUAUCCUGAAACAUACUCAGCGGGCCGGUCUCACCGAGGAGGUGCCAGGAUUGAAAGAUGCAAUGCAUAUAAUGCGAGUAGUUCCUAAGCAAGCCAAUGACAUGAUGGAUGUCGGUCGGUUGCAGAAAUUCGAGGGUAAGAUAACGGCGCAGGGCAAGCUGCUGCUGCACGGUUUGCUGUACUGCGUCGAGGGUGCCAGUAGUAGUGAUAAGAAUUCGUACAACACGCAAAAGCCGAAGGAGCUGCACGUGUUUCUGUUCGAGCAGACGAUCAUCUUCGCGGAGAUCGUCGGCAAGAAGACGCAGUUCACCAGCCCGAGCUACAUCUACAAGGCGCACGUGCAGGUGAACAAGAUGACCCUGCAGGACCUGUCGGACCAGACGAACGGCAACCGGUUCUCGCUUUGCUCAAUCGACCCACAGCGUUCCAGCCUAAGCUUCAUCUGCACCGCCCCGACGCCGGAAAUGCACAGCGAUUGGCUCAACAUGAUACGCAUGAUUCUGCAGAAGCAGAACGACUUUCUAAAAGCAAUACAAAGUCCGAUCGCCUACCAGAACGAGCUGGACUCUUUGGAGAAGAACAAGUAAGUUAGCAAAAACCAACAACAUCCAUACAAAAUUACUACGCUGCUGCUGCUCGCAGGACCGAAAAUCAAACCACACUUUUAUGAAGAGGAGUGACAAAAAGAAAGUAACAAACAAAAAACAAAACAAAACCAACAAAUCGUAGUUAAGCCAAUAAUUAUGAGUAAUUUGUAAUUAAACAAAAUUGUAUGAAUAUGGUAACUUAAAGUGACAGCAACAAUUGCAGCAUAUAGACAAAAUCUGACACAAAACAAAACAACAGAAAAACGCAGAGAAAUAGAUUUGCUUAACAAAUAAACAAAAAGAUGGUUUGUGAACAUCUGGACAAAUAACAGAUAACAUUAUAGCAAGCACUAUAUUAUAUAACAUUCGGCAAAUGGAAUAACAAGAAAAUACAAACAAACAACAACUAGAAUAAUGCGCAGCAAAUUUACCAGCAGCAAAAGAUAAACAAAAAAA